AUGACCAGGAGGUCAGUCCAUGGUGAGGGGACUGGGGUGAACAACACCCCCCAAAAUGGGGGACACCCAGGGGAUAACCCUACCCCAAAAGAGGACCCUGAAGCCCCGCACGGAAAGGUAGAGCUUAAAAAGAAGGUGACCCUGCUUCGGGGAAUCUCCAUCAUCAUCGGGACCAUCAUCGGCGCGGGAAUCUUCAUCUCUCCCAAGGGAAUCCUGAAGAACUCUGGGAGUGUUGGAAUGUCUCUGGUGGUGUGGAUCGCCUGCGGAGUGCUGUCUCUAUUUGGUGAGUCACAUGUGUUCGUCGCCACGACGACACCCCACCUCCUCAGGGAGAGAGGGAGGGAGGGAGGGAGGGAGGGAGGAGACAGACCUGAGUAAAGGUGUGCAGAGUGGUUUUAUGAUGUGUGUGAACUGAAGUUUUGGGGGAUGGAGUUUUUGUGUUUUUAUUGCUGUUCAGUCUAUUGGGUUACGACUCCCCUGCUUCCCCUUCCCUGAAGACACUAGAGCUGAUGCAUCCUUAAACAAAGUGCUAAACUUGUAAAACAGCUUUUCUUGAGACAAUGAGUGUGAUUUAAAGCUUAGGGGGAUGGAUGAACUUUGCUAACUGUCUGCUGCUAUGGGAAAGCGUCCGCUUCUAAUCUAGUAUUAUUUCAUCAUAAAACUGUAAUUACAGAAGCAUUAUUGUAGCUACUGCCUUCUAACUUACCAUCAAACUGCUGAAACCUCAAUUACCCUUUACACUAACCUAUCUUGCAUUCUCUCUCUCUCUCUCUCUCUCUCUCUCUCUCUCUCUCUCUCUCUCUCUCUCUCUCUCUCUCUCUCUCUCUCUCUCUCUCUCUCUCUCAAUUCAAUUUCAAUUUAAGGGCUUUAUUGGCAUGGGAAACAUAUGUUAACAUUGCCAAAGCAAGUGAAGUAGAUAGUAAACAAAAGUAAAAUAAACAAUAAAUAUUAACUGUAAACAUUACACUCAGAAGUUCCAAAAGAAUAAAGACAUUUCAAAUGUCAUAUUACAGUUUUUCUCAAUUGCUAAAACACAAUUUCUGAAACCUUGCUCCAUUUCCUGAAAACAUUAAACACAAAACCUCAUCUUCAAGCACUAUUUACAAAACCUCUGACUUCUCUCGCAAAAUGAAACAUUCGCCUCAAAACAGUUUUACCUGUGUUCAAAAUCAAACACUGCUCUCAAAUCAUAAACAAAGUGAUCAAAAUGACUCUCAAGCAGUCAGUAAACAAUACACCGAAAAAUAGAAAACACAUUGUUCAAAACAUACAGUUCUCAGGGAGAAGUACAUUUUUAAUCUCAAAACAAAUUUCAUAUUUUUCCGUCAUUGUCUUUUGAUGAACGAAAACAUGUUCUAUCAUAGUAGCUCAAAAUUGAUCAGAAAUUACUACUCUGCUUUGCUCUUUGCAAUUUUGUUUUUUGUUCUUCCUCCUCCUUGUACCCCUAUUUUUACAGUACUGUACCCUGCAUCUCACAAACGUGUCCUUUGUCUCUGUAAUACUGUAAUUAUUGUUCUUUGUUGACAUGAACCUGCAACCAGUCAAAAUUAGCAGUCAGUACUGUUAACAAAUGGAAAGCACAAUGUUCAGGGCCAUACAAUUUGUCCAUUGUACAGUAUACAGCCAACAAUGCACUGUACUACAGUAUACAGUACUAAAAGGGACAAAAAUCAAAGGAGUAAACAUGUGAUCAAUGUGCUUCUUCUUGUCUUUGGGCUGGGUCAGGCCAGAGCACUUCGUCGACAUCACAAGCAAUAUUGUCCCUCCUGAGGCAACGGGGGAAGAAGCCUCUUGUGUGCCGUAUCCAGCCCUGACAUGAUUCCUCACCUAUAUCACCACAGGCUAAAUCCAUGGCUUGCAGCAGAUUUACUUUGGUGUAGGGUUGUCUAUCAUACACUUUCCAUCUCCAAGAGGAGAAAAACUCCUCAAUCGGAUUCAGGAAAGGUGAGUAUGGAGGGAGGUACAAGUUCAUAAACUGCCCAUUGAUGUUAAACCAUUCCCUUACCUGAGCAGCUCGGUGGAAACUGACAUUGUCCCACACUAUCACAUAGGUGGGAAUGGGAUUCUCAUUUAGCUCCUGACCCUGCUGCUCUUGAACCUGCUGCUCAAAUAAAAUAUAUCUUAGAUUGGCAAUAAAUCUUAGAAGGUGCUGGGUGUUAUAUGGCCCGAGUGUAACAUGGUGAUGUAGAACACCAUGGUUGCUGAUAGCAGCACAGAUUGUGACAUUGCCACCUCGUUGACCAGGGACUUCAACAAUGGCCCGCUGUCCAAUCAUGUUUCGGCCUCUCCUUCUCCUCUUUGUUAGAUUGAAGCCUGCUUCAUCGACAAAGAUGAACUCAUGGGGUCUGUCCAAGGAUUCCAAGUCAAAUAUUGUCUGUGUAGAAAUACAAUAUACUGUAUGUAGGAUUUUGUAAGUCGUACAGAGACAGUGCUAUACUGUAGAGUACAAUUAGGCCUACUGUAUGCACUUCUGAUUCACAUACAUUGUAUGUACUGAAGAGUAAUGUCAUUCACAUAGUAUGUGUUAGUACUGUAGACAAUCUGGAUUACAGUAAAUGUUUCUGAAUGUACACUUACAUGCACAUACUGAGCUCGCAGUUCUUUCACCCUUGGUGAGUUGCGCUCAAAAGGUACUCUGUAUACUUGUUUCAUUCGCAUCCUGUUACAAUUGUGGAAAUGCUCACACUGUCGAUUCCCUGGAAGUGUGUGUUGUCUUGUAUCACCCACUCCUGGAUUUCUCUGAAUCGUAUUGCAUUAUCUUGAAGGACUAUGCCAACUAUAACGGCCUCUUGCUCCCGAGUGAAUAUAGCUGUCCUUCCACCUACAUGUGGCAGCCUUGCAAUUCUACAAAAAGUAGUUGUGCAGUUACAAAACAUAUUCAUGCAGUACAAAACAUACAGUGAUUAACUUUACAAAUGUCUAUUGAAACAGCUGCAUAUAGUGUAGUACAGUAAAUUUGCAAUUACAAAAAUACAGUAGUAUACUGUACCUGUUCUCUUCUCUGAAUGUCCUUUACAAUGGUGGACACAGAAAAUCGGCUCAAAUUGGGUUGCACUCUAAGUCCUGCUUCCCUCAUUUUCAGUCCAUGGACAAGAACAUGGUCUAUGACUGUUGCUCGAAUAUCAUCAGAUAUUUCCACUCUUUGUCUUCCUCUUCAUCCUCCUCUUCCUCUUUCUUGCCCUCCUCCUCUUCCUCCUCGUCGCCCACCUCGCAUACGCACUCGUUAAAUCAAUUUUGAGUGGUGAUGUUCAAUCAAUGACAUGUGUUCUCUAUUUGUAUUUGAUUGUUGCCACUUGUGUUUACCAGUAUGGAUGACAUGUGCAUUAGAGAGCAGAAUGUGUUUUGAGAAUGAGAAUGUGUUUAGAGUUUUGCUGAAAAGUCUAAGUGAGAUCUGCAAAUUGUGUUUUACCAUGUGAAAUGGUUUAAGGUAUUGACAACAGACUACAUAAUUAGCUAAAUGAGUCCAGGCAACUGAGAACUUUGUUCAGCCAAUGGGUUUUCGUGUUUUAGCAAUUGAGAAAAACUGUAUGUAUAUAUACAGUGUUGUAACAAUGUGCAAAUAGUUAAAGUACAAAUGGGAAAAUAAAUAAACAUAAAUAUGGGUUGUAUUUACAAUGGUGUUUGUUCUUCACUGGUUGCCCUUUUCUUGUGGCAACAGGUCACAAAUAUUGCUGCUGUGAUGGCACACUGUGGUUUUUCACCCAGUAGAUAAGGGAGUUUAUCAAAAUUGGGUUUGUUAUCGAAUUCUUUGUGGACCUCUGUAAUCUGAGGGAAAUAUGUGUCUCUAAUAUGGUCAUACAUUUGGCAGGAGGUUAGGAAGUGCAGCUCAGUUUCCACCUCAUUUUGUGGGCAGUGUGCACAUAGCCUGUCUUCUCUUGAGAGCCAGGUCUGCCUACAGCGGCCUUUCUCAAUAGCAAGGCUAUGCUCACUGAGUCUGUACAUAGUCAAAGUUUUCCUUAAGUUAGGGUCAGUCACAGUGGUCAGGUAUUCUGCCCCUGUGUACUCUCUGUUUUGGGCCAAAUAGCAUUCUAGUUUGCUCUGUUUUUUUGUUAAUUCUUUCCAAUGUGUCAAGUAAUUCUCUUUUUGUUUUCUCAUGAUUUGGUUGCGUCUAAUUGUGUUGUUGUUGUCCUGGGGCUCUGUGGGGUCUGUUUGUGUUUGUGAACAGAGCCUCAGGACCAGCUAACUUAGGGGACUCUUCUCCAAGUUCAUCUCUCUGUAGGUGAUGGCUUUGUUAUGGAAGGUUUGGGAAUGACUUCCUUUUAAGUGGUUAUAGAAUUUAACGGCUCUUUUCUGGAUUUUGAUAAUUAGCGGGUAUCGGCCUAAUUCUGCUCUGCAUGCAUUAUUUGGUGUUUUUCGUUGUACACAGAGGAUAUUUUUGCAGAAUUCUGCAUGCAGAUUCUCAAUUUGGUGUUUGUCCCAUUUUGUGAAUUCUUGGUUGGUGAGUGGACCCCAGACCUCACAACCAUAAAGGGCAAUGGGUUCUAUAACUGAUUCAAGUAUUUUUAGCCAGAUCCUAAUUGGUAUGUCGAAUUUUAUGUUCCUUUUGAUGGCAUAGAAGGUCCUUCUUGCCUUGUCUCUCAGAUCGUUCACAGCUUUGUGGAAGUUAUCUGUGGCGCUGAUGUUUAGGCCGAGGUAUGUAUAGUUUCUUGUGUGCUCUAGGGCAACAGUGUCUAGAUGGAAUUUUUAUAUUUGUGGUCCUGGCAACUGGACCUUUUUUGGAACACCAUUAUUUUUGUCUUACUGAGAUUUACUGUCUGGGCCCAGGUCUGACAGAAUCUGUGCGCGCACACACACACACACACACACACACACACACACACACACACACACACACACACACACACACACACACACACACACACACACACACACACACACACACACACACACACACACACACACACAAACACACACACACACACACACACACACACACACACAGAGCUGUAGGAUCUUAAAGGGAUACUACUUACCCAGAGUCAGGUGAACUCGUGGAUACCAUUUUUAUGUCUCUGCGUACAGUAUGAACAAAGUUAGCGGUAGUUUGCGAGCCAAUGCUAACUAGCAUAGUGCAAUGACUGUAAGUCUACAAGUACGGUAGCAUUGCUACUGUACUUGUAGACUUCCAGUCAUUGCAAUGCUACCUAACUUCCUUCAUACUGCACACAGACACAUAAAAAUGACAGAAUCCUACAGUUUCCCUUUAAUUUGACCUAUAUUGUCACAGCAAAAUAAUCCUGCAGCAAGAGGAUUUGAACGUUUAGUUUAUAAUGUUGCUUGAUUGGUGGUUAGGCUAUUAGCUGGCCAAAAGUAGACUACAUGAAAAGUGCAAUACUGUUAAUAUAACCAUGUGUUAGUGUGGGUUUUCAGUUAAUUUAUAUAAAUCACGAAGCUCAUCUGCAUUUCCUAGAAACAUUCUCAGCAACAAGAGUGAUGAAAUUAAGGUCCUACACUUUUACAAUGCAUGUGAUGAAAAUACAAUGAAUCACAUUUUCCUCUUACAGUAGCCUGUUUGUUGCUGUUGCUGAUGCGAUCACUGUUUCUAGAUGGCUAGUCAGUCCCCUGUUCUAAACAUUUCCCUCUCUCCUAUCCCAGGGGCCCUGUCCUAUGCAGAGCUGGGAACCAGCAUCAAGAAGUCUGGAGGACAUUAUACCUAUAUUCUGGAGGCUUUUGGACCACAGAUGGCCUUCAUACGUCUCUGGGCUGACCUCAUCGCCAUCAGGUGUGUGUGUGUGUGUGUGAAAGUAUUUAUUGUGUGUGUUUCUUGCAUGUGUGUGUGUGCACGUGUGUGUGUGUGUGACAGAGAUAGAGGCUGAAAGGGGGUAGAUACUUGCAAUACGGUAUGUGCAUGUCACUCUAUACUGUCUGUUUGUGAGAAGGGGAGGGGCGUCCUAGCGUAGAUCUCAGUGUUGUACAGAUAGUAAAGCCAUUUUGAUCCCAUCCUGGUUCGUUGAUACCCGUGGUAGCGCAGCAGGGUAAACAAACCUGCUAUACUAUAAUGUACUGCAGGUUAUCCUCAGGCCAGGGGGAUGUAUGGUUUUGGGUCUAUUGGAAAUGAACAGUGAUCUGGGAUGAGCCCACAGACUGUGCAACAGUUAUUACAUUCUUAUCAGAGCCAAGACCAAUAGAAAACACUGGAAUUGGUUCACUUCCACAUAUUUUGGAUACGUAGUGUGAAUACCUACCUGCUGUAUAGUGUAAUAAUGUAUCAGUGUUCUGAGAAAUAAGUUUGACUGUUCUUAGCUUGUACAUGUCUGACCAGCUUUUGUUCCAGAUAUUUGGAAUAUAUAACAUUUGUCAUUUCAUUCUGGACACUGAGUACCUUUAGUUAAAUGUAUGUACUCAAUGUCCUUUAUGUUUAUCUCUAAAGUAUCCCUUUCAUAUCCGUAAUAAUCAUAUAUUUUUUAAUGUUUCUGUCUCAACUGAACCUAGCAGACAGCUUUGAGUUAGUAAUCACUGAAUAUCAGUAAUAAUAGUUCCAUUGACUGUUAUAAACAAGUGUGAGGUUAUGUAAGACAGGUUUGUGUCAGUAGGAGGUCAUAUGCUCCCUAACACUCUGAACAGUGCAUGCUGCCCCAGAUCUCACAGCUUUGUGGGUCAGCAUUUCCGGUCACUGUGUUUGCUGCACGUGUAUUUUUGGGUCAGUGUUUUUGGAUCUGUGUGUGACGGUUUUGUCUGUUCUAGACCUGCAGGGUUGGCAGUGAUAUCCCUGGCCUUUGGACAAUAUAUCCUGGAGCCCAUAUUCAUGCCCUGUGGAGUGCCCGAGAUCGCUAUCAAACUGGCCACCUCUAUAGGACUAAGUAUGUCUAAGAUUUAUGCUACAGUAUUAUAUUGAAUUGAACAAACGUUGGAAUAUAGGAUUUUAUUGCUUAUCAGUGAGAUGGUUCAGCUGAAUAUAAAAUGUGUGUGCGUUUGUUUGCGUGUGUUUGUGUGUGUGUGUACUACUCCACAGCGUCAGUGAUGUAUCUCAACAGUAUGAGUACGAGCUGGACAAACAGGAUUCAGAUCUUCCUCACCUUUAGCAAGCUGCUGGCCAUCGCCAUCAUCAUCGUACCUGGCCUCUAUAUGCUCUUCAAAGGUAAGCCUUCAUCAUCUUAAUCCUCAUCCAUCCUCAUCCUCAUCCUCAUUGUCGCAUUAAUCAUCAUCAUCAUCAUCAUCAUCAUCAUCAUCAUCAUCAUCAUCAUCAUUAUCAUCACAUUCAUCCUCAUCCUCAUCAUCCUCAUUAUCACAUCAAUCAUCAUCAUCAUCAUCAUCAUCAUUAUCAUCACAUUCAUCCUCAUCCUCAUCCUCAUCAUCAUCAUCAUCAUCAUCAUCAUUAUCAUCACAUUCAUCCUCAUCCUCAUUAUCACAUUAAUCAUCAUCAUCAUCAUCAUCAUCAUUAUCAUCACAUUCAUCCUCAUCCUCAUCCUCAUCCUCAUCCUCAUCUAUCCUCAUCCUCAUCCUCAUUGUCGCAUUAAUCAUCAUCAUCAUCAUCAUCAUUAUCAUCACAUUCCUCAUCCUCAUCCUCAUCAUCCUCAUCCUCAUUGUCACAUUAAUCAUCAUCAUCAUCAUUAUCAUCACAUUCCUCAUCCUCAUCCUCAUCAUCCUCAUCCUCAUCAUCAUCAUCAUCAUCAUUCUCAUACUCAUUAUUGCAUGAAUAAUCAUCAUCAUCCUCAUCAUCCUCAUCCUCAUCAUCAUCAUCCUCACAUUCAUCCUCAUCAUCAUCAUCAUCAUCCUCAUUAUCUCAUUCACCAUCAUCAUCAUCAUCAUCCUCACAUUCAUCCUCAUCAUCAUCAUCCUCAUUAUCUCAUUCACCAUCAUCAUCAUCACAUCAUCCUCAUCAUCAUCACAUUCAUCCUCAUCAUCAUUAUCAUUAUUAUCAUCCUCAUCAUCAUCAUCACCAUCAUCACCAUCAUCAUAUAUUUUACACUGGAUUAAAACAACAGAAAUGGCAUGCUUACACUCACAUCACAUUGAAUCCCGCACUAUUUCUUGUCUCUCAUCAAAAACCUUGAAAUCCUGUUAGUGGUACAUAGGGUUAUAUUUGUUUGUUUGUUACAGGUACAUUCCAAAGAUCCCACCACUUUACCAGGUGUACUUUAACUAGCCGAUUAAACUCAACUCCACGGUGUCUAAUGGCUACAGAGUACCUGCACUACACAUUACAGGCUGUAAUAACUACAGAGUGGCUGCAGGCCUAUACAUAGCUAACAGGCUUGAUGUUCUGCCAUACCAAUGUUCAUUGAACAUCAGUGCAUUUCAGCUUUUAGAGGGUUAUUAUCUGCCCCUUUGGAAGUGUGUUCCAUUAGACAGAAAUACACUACAUACGUGUGUAUUGUACUGGAAUGCUCUUACGGGUGCAUUCUUAUACAUACCCAUGCUGAUAUACAGUGGGGAAAAAAAGUAUUUAGUCAGCCACCAAUUGUGCAAGUUCUCCCACUUAAAAAGAUGAGAGAGGCCUGUAAUUUUCAUCAUAGGUACACGUCAACUAUGACAGACAAAUUGAGAAAAAAAAAUCCAGAAAUCAAAUUGUAGGAUUUUUAAUGAAUUUAUUUGCAAAUUAUGGUGGAAAAUAAGUAUUUGGUCAAUAACAAAAGUUUCUCAAUACUUUGUUAUAUACCCUUUGUUGGCAAUGACACAGGUCAAACGUUUUCUGUAAGUCUUCACAAGGUUUUCACACACUGUUGCUGGUAUUUUGGCCCAUUCCUCCAUGCAGAUCUCCUCUAGAGCAGUGAUGUUUUGGGGCUGUUGCUGGGCAACACAGACUUUCAACUCCCUCCAAAGAUUUUCUAUGGGGUUGAGAUCUGGAGACUGAUUAGGCCACUCCAGGACCUUGAAAUGCUUCUUACGAAGCUACUCCUUCGUUGCCCGGGCGGUGUGUUUGGGAUCAUUGUCAUGAUGAAAGACCCAGCCACGUUUCAUCUUCAAUGCCCUUGCUGAUGGAAGGAGGUUUUCACUCAAAAUCUCACGAUACAUGGCCCCAUUCAUUCUUUCCUUUACACGGAUCAGUCAUCCUGGUCCCUUUGCAGAAAAACAGCCCCAAAGCAUGAUGUUUCCACCCCCAUGCUUCACAGUAGGUAUGGUGUUCUUUGGAUGCAACUCAGCAUUCUUUGUCCUCCAAACACGACGAGUUGAGUUUUUACCAAAAAGUUAUAUUUUGGUUUCAUCUGACCAUAUGACAUUCUCCCAAUCCUCUUCUGGAUCAUCCAAAUGCACUCUAGCAAACUUCAGACGGGCCUGGACAUGUACUGGCUUAAGCAGGGGGACACGUCUGGCACUGCAGGAUUUGAGUCCCUGGCGGCGUAGUGUGUUACUGAUGGUAGGCUUUGUUACUUUGGUCCCAUCUCUCUGCAGGUCAUUCACUAGGUCCCCCCGUGUGGUUCUGGGAUUUUUGCUCACCGUUCUUGUGAUCAUUUUGACCCCACGGGGUGAGAUCUUGCGUGGAGCCCCAGAUCGAGGGAGAUUAUCAGUGGUCUUGUAUGUCUUCCAUUUCCUAAUAAUUGCUCCCACAGUUGAUUUCUUCAGACCAAGCUGCUUACCUAUUGCAGAUUCAGUCUUCCCAGCCUGGUGCAGGUCUACAAUUUUGUUUCUGGUGUCCUUUGACAGCUCUUUGGUCUUGGCCAUAGUGGAGUUUGGAGUGUGACUGUUUGAGGUUGUGGACAGGUGUCUUUUAUACUGAUAACAAGUUCAAACAGGUGCCAUUAAUACAGGUAACGAGUGGAGGACAGAGGAGCCUCUUAAAGAAGAAGUUACAGGUCUGUGAGAGCCAGAAAUCUUGCUUGUUUGUAGGUGACCAAAUACUUAUUUUCCACCAUAAUUUGCAAAUAAAUUCAUUAAAAAUCCUACAAUGUGAUUUUCUGGAAUUUUUUUUCUCAAUUUGUCUGUCAUAGUUGACGUGUACCUAUGAUGAAAAUUACAGGCCUCUCUCAUCUUUUUAAGUGGGAGAACUUGCACAAUUGGUGGCUGACUAAAUACUUUUUUCCCCCACUGUACUUAGAAAUAUGUAUUUAGUCAACAAUCAGCUAGAAUCGAUAUUCCUUGGUUUUUGUGUAAUUCCCUCUUUGUGGCUGUGUGUGUCUCUGUGUGUGUGUGUGUGUUUGUGCAUACAGGGGAGACUAAGAACUUUGAGAAUGCGUUUGAGGUCAGUAAUAUCAAGCUCACAGGUCUUCCUCUGGCCUUCUACUCUGGGAUGUACGCCUAUGCUGGGUGGUAGGUAAUGACUUCUUAUAGCAUAAUUAGUUUUUAUAUCUAAUUCUAGGUGACACUUUACAUAAAGCCAACAGGUAUGCAUUAUUAACUUGUCAUGAGCUCUUGUUAUCUAUAUCCUAAUGUCAUAUUAUUGUAAAGCUCGAACUUUUGUCCAACAGGUUUUACCUUAACUUUGUGACUGAGGAAGUAGAGAACCCCGAAAAGUGAGUUUCUCAUUUCAUAUCUAAUUUACGCAGGUUUACCUGAUCGUAAGGUGAGAUUAAGUUACGUUUUGAUUGGGUUGCUGGUCUCAAAUGUUUACAUUUCCUCAGGACUGUGCCAUUGGCCAUCUGUAUCUCCAUGGCGAUAGUCACUUCCUGCUACGUGUUGACCAAUGUGGCUUACUACACUGUGAUGUCAGCAGAGGAGCUGUUGGCCUCACAAGCCGUCGCCGUGGUAAGGCAUCUAACAAACUCUCUGUCUAUUGGCCAAUUUCAUUGACACUGAUCAUACUACCCCCCCUGGAGUCCUAUAGAUUUCUGUGUGUGAUGUAUUGAUACACUUGAGGUGUAUUGACUGCAGUCUCACACCUCGUUCAUCAGAGCCUAAUUCCAUCUAGCUCUGAGGAGUGACUGAUCUGUGGUGUUGCUUUCCUGCACUCUAAACUGCUCUUAAACUUUCAUCAUUAGUGGGCCGCCAAGCCCAACACCUAUGCUUCCCAGUAUGGCCUAAUGUGAUUCCACACAGUUCAUCCCUCUCAAUAAUAAUUACAUUAGGUCCAGUGUAAAUGACAUAGUCUUAGACAGAGCCUAAAAUUAGUCUGCACACUGUUCUCCGGCCAGUUUGGUGUAGGGGGAGAUUCAUUCACUAAAAGGGCACUGAUCUGAUCAGACCUUUCUAAUGGAGUAAGUUUCAUUACAGUUUAAAAGGUCUGUGAUGCUGCUCUUAAGGAAAGUUUGAAUGCAUUUAGCUACCUACAGUUGAAGUUGGAAGUUUACAUACACCUUAACCAAAUACAUUUAAACAAGUUUUUCACAAUUCCUGACAUUUAAUCCUAGUAGAAAUCCCUGUUUUAGGUCAGUUAUGAUCACCACUUUAUUUUAAGAAUGUGAAAUGUCAGAAUAAUAGUAGAGAGAAUGAUUUAUUUCAGCUUUUAUUUCUUUCAUCAGAAAGUUUACAUACACUCAAUUAGUAUUUGGUAGCAUUGCCUAUAAAUUGUUUAACUUGGGUCAAACGUUUCAGGUAGCCUUCCACAAGCUUCCCACAAUAAGUUGGGUGAAUUUUGGCCCAUUCCUCCUGACAGAGCUGGUGUAACUGAGUCAGGUUUGUAGGCCUCCUUGCUCGCACACGCUUUUUCAGUUCUGGUCAGGGCUUUGUGAUGGCCACUCCAAUACCUUGACUUUGUUGUCCUUAAGCCAUUUUGCCACAACUUUGGAAGUAUGCUUGGGGUCAUUGUCCAUUUGGAAGACCCAUUUGCGACCAAGCUUUAACUUCCUGACUGAUGUCUUGAGAUGUUGCUUCAAUAUAUCCACAUCAUUUUCCUUCCUCAUGAUGCCAUCUAUUUUGUAAAGUGCACCAGUCCCUCCUGCAGCAAAGCACCCCCACAGCAUGAUGCUGCCACCCCCGUGCUUCACGGUUGGGAUGGUGUUCUUCGGCUUGCAAGCAUCCCCCUUUUUCCUCCAAACAUAAUGAUGGUCAUUAUGGCCAAACAGUUCUAUUUUUGUUUCAUCGGACCAGAGUACAUUUAUCCAAAAAGUACAAUCUUUGUCCCCAUGUGCAGUUGCAAACUGUAGUCUGGCUUUUUUAUGGCGGUUUUGGAGCAGUGGCUUCUCCCUUGCUGAGCGGCCUUUCAUGUUAUGUCGAUAUAGGACUUGUUUUACUGUGGAUAUAGAUACUUUUGUACCUGUUUCCUCCAGCAUCUUCACAAGGUCCUUUGCUGUUGUUCUGGGAUUUAUUUGCACUUUUCGCACCAAAGUACGUUCAUUUCUAGGAGACAGAACACGUCUCCUUCCUGAGCGGUAUGACGGCUGUGUGGUCCCAUGGUGUUUAUAGUUGCGUACUAUUGUUUGUACAGAUGAACGUGGUACCUUCAGGCGUUCGGAAAUUGCUACCAAGGAUGAACCAGACUUGUGUUUUUUUCUGAGGUCUUGGCUGAUUUCUUUUGAUUUUCCCAUGAUGUCAAGCAAAGAGGAACUGAGUUUGAAGGUAGGCCUUGAAAUACAUCCACAGGUACACCUCCAAUUGACUCAAAUGUUGUCAAUUAGCCUAUCAGAAGCUUCUAAAGCCAUGACAUCAUUUUCUGGAAUUUUCCAAGCUGUUUAAAGGCACAGUCAACUUAGUGUAUGUAAACUUCUGAUCCAAGUGAAAUAAUCCGUCUGUAAACAAUUGUUAGAAAAAAUUACUUGUGACAUGCACAUAAUAGAUAUCUUAACCGACUUGCCAAAACUAUAGUUUGUUAAAAAUACAUUUGUGGAGUGGUUGAAAAACGAGUUUUAAUGACUCCAACCUUAGUGUAUGUAAACUUCUGACUUCAACUGUAUGUUCUUAAACUAGAUGUUCAGUGAAUUGAGAAUCUUUGUCUGUAUCUCUUUGUCCCUGUUUGUUUCAUACUAUUUCUCUCUCUCUCUCUCUCUCUCUCUCUCUCUCUCUGUCUCUCUCUCUCUCUCUCUCUCUCUCUCUCUCUCUCUCGCUCUCUGUCUGUCUGUUUUGUGUGCAGACAUUUGCAGAGAAGAUGAUGGGGAACUUUUCAGUGGCAGUGCCGGUAUUUGUGGCCUUGUCGUGCUUCGGUUCGAUGAACGGCUGCUUGUUCGCUUUCUCAAGGUGGGCUGCAUCAACGCAGGUGUCAAACCCCAGCCUUGGCUAGCUUUUCCUGCCAAGGAGAAUGAAAAAAUGCCUUCCCUCCCAGACACAACUUACGGGGACUGUGUGUGAGGAAUCUGUGUUAUACAGAAGUUUGGAUGUGGAGGUCGAACAUAGAAUAUGCAUUAUAGUGGUAUAGUGAAAACACAAUAGCUGAAAUUGCUUUACUUAGACACCGGCAACUUCCGACCCUGUAAAACAACACAUUUCACUGCCCCUAUCCAGUGUACGUGACAAUAAAACAUUUACUUUUUUUUGUUGCUUUUUUUUGGUAGUAUUUCAGAUUUUCUCAUGUAACCCUGAAGUUUGUGUUGGUCAUUCUAGAAUUUUCUAUGUGGCUUCACGGGAAGGCCAUCUUCCUGAGGUUCUGUCCAUGAUCCACGUCCGCAGACACACACCUUUGGCAGCUGUCAUCAUUCUGGUCAGAUAAACAUAUAUAUAUUUUUUCAUACACACGUCAUUGUUUACUGUUUUUAUGAGGACCUGCUCUUUAGGGUCCACAAUUAAUACUUUGCAUUCCUUCCUGUAUUCAUUGUUUGCAUGUUUUAACUGUUUACAUGCUUUGUGGUUACCUUUUAGCAUCUCUGCCACAUCCUCAUUGGAUCCGUGUGUGUUCUGUUUGUGUGUGUGUGUGUGUGUGUAUAUCUGUGUGUUCUUUCCCUGUGUGUAUCUCCAGUACCCUAUGACGGUGUUCCAGCUGUUUGUGGGCGAUAUCUACAGCCUGUUGAACUUCAUGAGCUUCCUCCGCUGGCUCUUCAUUGGCGUGGCUGUACUGGGCCUCAUCUACAUGAGAUACACACGCCCUGACAUGCCACGCCCUUUCAAGGUCAGUCCAACCCACGUGAAUACGUACAUACCCACAUACACACACAGGCAGGCACGUAGUCACAGACACACAUUCACAUACACACAUCAAAGUUGAUGAUGACAGCUCUCCUUCGGUGCCACUUCAUGCGGCUGUGGAGGCCGAUGCACGAGCCGCGGAUAUGCAAGCAUCUUGCACAUAUGGACACACAAAUAGAGUAUGAGUCUGUCUAUUGUCUGUCCUAGUCAACUACUGAACGCUUUACAUUAUUGGUCCUUGAGUCCUUUGUACUUCUUUGUCUUUCUCUCCAGGUUCCUCUUUUCAUUCCAGCCAUUUUCUCCUUCACCUGUUUCUUCAUGGUGUUCCUCUCUCUCUACUCCGACCCCAUCAACACAGGGAUAGGAUUCGCCAUCUCCCUAACAGGAAUCCCAGCCUACUAUAUCUUCAUUGUGUUUGACCGCAGACCCAAGUGGCUACAGAAUGGUUUAGGUAACACGCUACCUACAGUUAGAAGCCAUUACAUGAACUUUACAUAACAGUGAAAAUCAUACAUACUACUGACAUACAGACAGCAAAGGAUUGAUCAGUGCUUCAGUGGACAAUGAAACUCUACAUGCAUAGCUUACUAUAACAUAUAAGCAAUUUCCAAUACAUUUUCAGCAUGGCAUCUUAUCAUAAUUGCUGCAUUAAUACCAAUAAUGUAUCCAUUUUGACACAAUAAUAUUUUCCUAACCACUGAGCAUACUGUAUCAUAAUGGUUUUUCUAUGUAUUUUAUUCUGUCGUCAGAUUCCUUUAACAGAUCUGUCCAGAUCAUCCUGGAGGUGAUCCCAGCAGAACACUGACACCAGAUCAGGUUCCCACACCAGAUCCGUAUUUAUGAUCAUCCACACCACCAGAUCCCCAAUCCUUGACCACACCUCCACACCACAGGAGAACGAACUCGUGUUAAUGAGUGGAGCGGAAUUAGUGGAAUGGU
Molecule: messenger RNA, 14808 nt
Organism: Coregonus sp. 'balchen'
Lineage: Eukaryota; Metazoa; Chordata; Actinopteri; Salmoniformes; Salmonidae
Source: the annotation of a GenBank genome assembly